This is a messenger RNA of Penicillium verhagenii, 846 nucleotides long. RefSeq names its product putative LaeA-like methyltransferase. Lineage: Eukaryota; Fungi; Ascomycota; Eurotiomycetes; Eurotiales; Aspergillaceae. The record is from RefSeq and is a predicted model, not a curated record. Bases 1 to 846 code for a protein of 281 amino acids. The transcript has 4 exons.
AUGCCUGGCAUACAUACCCACGAGAAAUACGUCUUCGGAAGAGAUUCGAAAGAAUCAAACCGACUCAAUGCUCAGCACAACUUGCUCACGAAAGUGACUAAGAACACCCUGAUUCAUCCAUCGAUUCCCAAAGAAGGCCUACUUGCCGUUGCAGAUAUCGCCACUGGGACUGGUAUCUGGCUAAAGGACGUCUCCAAAGUAUUGGAACCUGAGUCCCAGGGCUCAGUCUACUACCAUGGAUUUGAUAUCUCAUCGCAGCAGUUCCCCAAGAAGCGGGAGAACAUCGAGUUCUCCGUUCACGAUAUAACGAAACCAUUCCCCGAGGAGCAUCUGGGCCGAUAUGAUCUAGUCCAUGUGCGACUCCUGGUUGCGGCCAUUGACGAAUGUGAUUACAGAUCGGCAAUCGCCAACAUCAACGCAAUUUUGAAGCCCGGCGGCUUCCUUCAAUGGGAGGAGAUUGACGAAGAAACAUACAUAUCCGAGAAUAACCCUGUGAUUCAAGAGAUUCGAAGAUGUUUCAGUGCCGCAAUGACUGCCGAGGAGAAGUGUUUCCAGGCAUCAUCCAAGGUCUUCCAGGAAUGCAUUGCAGCUGGAUUUUUGGAUGUUGAGAGACUGGAGUUCAGCUCUGACUGGGAUAGCAGUAUCCGUCACGAAACGGAUGAACGACUAGUUGCCAUUAUUGAAACUUUGUAUGCCGGUUUUCUGCUGCGAUCUGGGCAAGUCGCCGACGACGAGGCGGCAAUCAGCCGGGCUGCGGCCUUGGUUAAGCAGCAUCGGGAGCUUUGCGCAACUGGAAAUUCUCCUCCCAUAAAGCUGAUGAGAGUUGUUGCCCAGAAGGCGAACUAA